AGAGCCGAUUGGAGGGCGAGCGCAAUCCCCGCCCUCCUGAGCAGCGAUUGGCUGUCUCACCUGCCAAUCAGCCCGACAGCACCGCCUCCCUCAGAGCGCGCGCAUGCGCGGUGCGGGAGGACCGGCGGAGGUUUUGUUCCAGAGAAGCUGUGUCCUCGUUCCUGUAUGAAUGUUCCAAGUUUAUUUCAUUUUGCGUUCUUACUGAGAGGGGUGCAAACACCAUCAUGGACACGGUGGAUUUUGAGGAAGCAGCAGCUCUCUCUGCCCAGCCUCCCCUUGCUCCAGGCAGCAAGAAAAAGGAACUCUCUGGAUCUCCUUGAACUGAGGGAGGCAGAAUUAGAAGAACAGUUUGUAAGAGGUGAUGGUCCAGGAGGUCAAGCCACAAAUAAGACAAACAACUGUGUUGUCCUGAAGCAUAUUCCAUCUGGGAUUGUAGUGAAGUGUCAUCAAACAAGAUCAGUGGAGAAGAACCGAAAGAUUGCCAGAGAAAUCCUGCAGGAAAAAGUUGACCUUUUCUACAAAGGUGAAGACAGUGAUGUUUUUAAAGAGAAGAAAGCAUCAGAGAAGCAAAAGCAGGAGAAAAAAAGAAGAGCAAAGGAAAACCUAGAAAGGAAAAAGCUUUUUAAAAAGAUGCAACAAUUGGAUAAGGAAUAAACAUGUGAAAUACUGACUUGCCCUAGCAGGCUCCAGCAGCUUAACCAGAAUUUCUCUUUCGUUUUUGGACAUCACCCUCACCAGCUGCCAUCACGUUUUGGCCUUCAACAAAGACCCAAAGCCAGAGUGUGAAUUUUGAAGGCAGCAGAAGACUUCCAAAACUUCACCACCUUGUGCCUGUGCCAUGG
Molecule: messenger RNA, 842 nt
Organism: Prinia subflava (tawny-flanked prinia)
Lineage: Eukaryota; Metazoa; Chordata; Aves; Passeriformes; Cisticolidae
Gene: MTRFR
Product: mitochondrial translation release factor in rescue
Exons: 4
Coding region: 166-654 (162 amino acids)
Biological process (GO): translational termination
Cellular component (GO): mitochondrion
Molecular function (GO): translation release factor activity
Source: RefSeq, a predicted model, not a curated record